GCCUAGUUAGUUUCUACAUACGUUUCAACUAUUUCUUUCUCUUGGAAGUUUAAGAGAGACAGAGAGCCUUGCAUUUCUCAUGAACCGUGGAGCCGUAUUGGGUUUCUAUUGUUGGGGUUGGGAGUUCUUAACUUCUCUUCUUCUCUUCUCUUCUAUCUUCCCUUGAUUAAUAAUUAGAUAAAGCUUUCACACACUUCUCUCUCUCUCUCUCCUUUUUCUAUUUUUCUUUCAACAUGGAGUCCUUUAGUGAGUCCCAUGAAAAGGGUUUGUUAGAGUAUGCAAGAAAAUCAACACCACCACCAUUUUUAUUGAAGACAUACAUGCUUGUGGAAGAUCCGGCGACCGAUGAGGUGAUAUCAUGGAACGAGGAAGGGACGGGGUUCGUAGUGUGGCAGCCGGCGGAGUUUGCCAGAGAUCUCCUCCCAAAACUCUUCAAGCACUGCAACUUCUCAAGCUUUGUUAGGCAACUCAACACUUAUGGUUUUCGUAAAGUGGCAACAAGUCGGUGGGAGUUUUCAAACGAGAAGUUUCAAAAGGACAAAAGAGAACAACUUUCUCAAAUUCGUCGGAGAAAAGCAUGGUCCAACAAACCCAACAAAUCCACACCACCAUCACCAAAACAGCAAGAUCUUCAUCAAGACUUCAUUAAUACUGAUAAUGUCGUCGAUGAAGACCAAAGGUCUUCUUCAUCGACUUCAAAUUCCUCAUCCUCUGAGCUAACGACACUUGUCGACGAGAACAAGCGACUCAAGAUGGAAAAUGGGUUGCUAAACAAUGAGCUUAGUAGCAUGAGAAACAAGUGCAAAGAGCUUCUUGAUUUGGUCGCAAAGUCUGCUAAUCACUUGACCAAAGAUGAAGACGAAGAAGAUGAUGACGAGGGGCCUAAGUUGUUUGGAGUAAGGUUGGAAGUUGGAGGGGAGAGGAAGAGGAAGAGAGCUUAUGAGAUUAUUAGUGAAAGUGCAAGCUUUUUACUAUCUCAGUCAUGCAAAUAGAUCAUCAAGACAUAAUAUAAGUGAUAAUAUAAGUGAUUGAAUCCAUCUUUGUAGAAUAAGUAUCCAACUAUCAAGGGAGCUACUUGAAAUGAAUAUUGUAGCUUCUUUCUCUCUCUCUCUCUCUAUAUAUAUAUGUGAACUAGCUAUAUAGAGUAAGGGAACACAUAAAUGUAUGUAUACUUCUAAAGGUGAUAAACAGGAUGUGAAAUGACAUCCGUUUGUUCAAUAAUUAUGAAAACUUGUGAUUUGAAGAUUUGUACUUUCGU
Molecule: messenger RNA, 1258 nt
Organism: Tripterygium wilfordii
Lineage: Eukaryota; Viridiplantae; Streptophyta; Magnoliopsida; Celastrales; Celastraceae
Product: heat stress transcription factor B-3-like
Exons: 2
Coding region: 234-992 (252 amino acids)
Biological process (GO): regulation of transcription by RNA polymerase II
Cellular component (GO): nucleus
Molecular function (GO): RNA polymerase II cis-regulatory region sequence-specific DNA binding; DNA-binding transcription factor activity
Source: RefSeq, a predicted model, not a curated record